Messenger RNA from Tachysurus vachellii, 826 nucleotides. RefSeq lists its product as uncharacterized. The transcript has 4 exons. The record is from RefSeq and is a predicted model, not a curated record. Bases 5 to 574 code for a protein of 189 amino acids. Gene Ontology annotation, molecular function: hexosyltransferase activity. Lineage: Eukaryota; Metazoa; Chordata; Actinopteri; Siluriformes; Bagridae. Gene Ontology annotation, biological process: dolichol-linked oligosaccharide biosynthetic process.
CGCCAUGUUUGGUCAGUCUGAUGAUUUCUAUGGUAACUGUGACCGUCCUCGCUCUGUAAACAAUCACAUCUUUGGCACAAUGAAAACCGUUUUUGUGACAGUUGGAACAACUUGCUUUGACGAUUUGAUAGUCAGUCUGACUUCAGAUGAAACUGUAGAGGCGUUAAUACAGAGAGGAUACACGGACGUGGUGCUUCAGGUUGGCCGUGGAUCCUAUAUUCCUGAUGCACACAGCUGUCCUGGACUGAGGCUUGAGGUUUUUUGUUUUAAAGAGUCAAUCGCUGAAAACAUUCAGAGCGCAGAUCUAGUUAUUAGUCAUGCUGGAGCUGGAAGUUGUCUGGAGGUUUUAGGAGCGGGAAAGCCUCUUCUUGUUGUGAUUAAUGAUAAAUUAAUGGACAAUCAUCAGCUGGAGCUGGCCAAGCAACUGCAGGCCGAUGGCCAUCUCCUCUACUGCACCUGCAGCACUCUCGCAGAGACUCUGCGUAACAUGGACCUGUCCACACUGCUGCCAUUCCAGCGAGGUCAGCCUGAAAACUUUGCUCAGUUUUUGGACAAAGCAGUCGGAUUUGUUUGAGCAUUGCCGGAUGUUUUGUACUGAAUGGAACUACACAACAUAGAAAACAUACAAAACUUUGUGUUUGGAGAACAGCAGACUAUCAAAGUCUGUUUAUCUCAGGCCAAGGAUUAUCACAAACAAAUCAGUUGAAUAUCGGUUGUACUUUCUACGACAGAAAUUGAUUUCAGUAGCACUGUUGCACAAUAACAGCUGCACAAUGUUAUGUAUAUGUAAAUUUCUUUUCUAAAAAAUAAAGUAUUUUUCUAUCAA